ACGGGGCUUACCACCGGCCGGCCGGAGCUCGGGGCUCCCCGCCGCAGGGGUAGGCACUGGCUGCGAUCCCCGCAAGAGGCGCCCGCGCCGGCCGCGGGGCUGCGGGAAGGCGGCGGCGCGGGGCGGAGCUUGGCUGCGGGGAAAUGACGUCGCCACCCCGCGCGCUCCGCGGGCCGCGCACCCUGGUAACGGCGGCUCAGCGGCUCCCGCGCCCUCUUCCAGGUCCCCGCCUCCCCCCGCAGCAGCCCGCCCAGUCUCCUCCUCCCUCCGCAACCCCCUAGGCGGCUGUCCCGCUGGGUGUCGGGUGGGAGCGGGACCUGCGGGGCCACGUCGCCCACGUCUCCUCCGCCAGGCGCGAGCCGAAGAGCGGGCGAGAGCGGAUCGGGCCCCGGGCCGCCGCCGCAGCCCGGGCAUCUGCCCCGCGCCGGUGUCGCCCGCGGCUUCGGGCCGGCGGGGCCGCCCCGUCCCUGGACGGCGGUGACUCGGGGUUCGCGGGCGGGGGGGCGCGGGCGGCCGCGACUGGCGGGCGCCGGGUGUCGGGUCCGGAAGCGGCCGCCCCGGCUCCUGCGUCCCCGUCGCCGUUGCUCGGCGGGCCGCCCCCCGAGCGCGGGCACCGGUGCCCCGGCCGGGGUCUGCCGGGAAGAUGGCGACCCCGGGCAUGAGCUGGCAGCAGCACUAUUACGGCGGCUCGGCGGCCGGGGCGGCCAAAUUCGCGCCCUCGCCGGCCGCCGCGCAGCAGGCGGGGCACUGCAUGGACUACAGCCAGGACUUGCACCUGAAAAUGAGCAAGAAAAUCGCCCAGCUCACCAAGGUAAUAUAUGCUUUGAACACUAAAAAUGAUGAGCAUGAAUCUGCAAUUCAAGCCCUCAAAGAUGCUCAUGAAGAAGAAGUCCAACAAAUUCUUGCAGAAACAAGAGAAAAAAUAUUGCAGUAUAAAAGCAGAGUAUCAGAGGAGUUAGACCUUAAGAGAAAGAUUCAAGUUUUAGAAGCAUCAUUAGAAGAUCACAUAAAAAUGAAGCAGCAGGCUUUGACAGAAUUUGAGGCUUAUAAGCACAGAGUUGAGGACAUGCAACUUUGUGCAGAAGCCCAGCAUGUCCAACGCAUAGUAACCAUGUCUAGAGAGGUUGAAGAGAUUAGAAGGAAAUUUGAGGAAAGAUUACGGAGUUUUGGACAAGUCCAAGUACAGUUUGAAAAAGACAAACGGUUGGCAUUGGAAGAUUUGCGAACUGCUCACAGGCGGGAGAUCCAAGAGCUGCUGAAGUCGCAGCAGGAUCACAGUGCCUCAGUUAGUAAAGGACAGGAGAAAGCGGAGGAGCUGCACAGAAUGGAGGUGGAGGCCUUAAACAAGACACUGGAAGAGCUAAGGCUUGAGCGGAAAAAGCUAAUUGAGGAUUAUGAAGGCAAGUUGCGUAAAGCUCAGUCCUUUUAUGAACAUGAGCUAGAUACUUUGAAAAGGUCACAGCUUUUUACAGCAGAAAGCCUCCAGGCUAGCAAAGAAAAGGAAGCAGAUCUUAGAAAAGAAUUUCAGGGGCAAGAAGCAAUUUUACGAAAAACCAUAGGAAAAUUAAAGACAGAGUUACAGAUGGUACAGGAUGAAGCUGGAAGUCUCCAUGACAAAUGCCAGAAGCUUCAGGUAGCACUUGUUACAGCAGAGAACAGUGUUCAGGUUCUUCAAAAACAGCUUGAUGAUGCCAAGGAGGGAGAAAUGGCCUUAUUAAGCAGGCACAAGGAAGUGGAAAGUGAGCUAGCAGCAGCCAGAGAACGUUUACAGCAGCAAGCUUCAGAUCUUGUCCUCAAAGCUAGUCAUAUUGGAAUGCUUCAAGCAACUCAAAUGACCCAGGAGGUUACAAUUAAAGAUCUAGAAUCAGAAAAAUCAAGGGCCAAUGAGAGGUUAUCUCAGCUUGAAGAAGAAAGAGCUUUCUUGCAAAGCAAAACCCAGAGUCUGAAUGCAGAGCAGAAGCAGCAGAUUUUGGAACUGGAGAAGAAAGUAAAUGAGGCAAAGAAAACUCAGCAAGAAUAUUAUGAGAUGGAGCUAAACAACCUGCAAAAUAGACUGGAAGGAGAGGUGGCUCAAUUAAAUGAGGCCCAUUCUAAGACUUUGGAAGAAUUAGCUUGGAAGCACCAUAUGGCAAUUGAGGCUGUCCACAGUAAUGCGAUGAGGGAUAAGAAAAAACUGCAAAUGGAAUUGGAGGCACAACAUAAAAAGGAAAAGCUAAACCUGGAAGAGGAUAAAAAUCAGCUUCAACAAGAGCUAGAAAACCUGAAGGAAGAACUGGAAGACAAGCUGAAUUCAGCCAAUCAAGAGAUUGGCCACCUCCAAGAAAUGGUAAGCAAAAGUGAACAAGGUCUUGGCUCUGCAGAAGGACUCAUUGCUAGUCUUCAGGACUCCCAGGAAAGACUUCAAAAUGAGCUGGACUUGACUAAAGGCAGGCUGAAGGAGACCAAGGAUGCUCUAUUAAAUGCUGAGAGUGAGCUAGAACAAGAAAGGCAACAGCAUGAAGAAACACUUGCUGCCAUGAAAGAAGAGGAGAAACUGAGAGUGGACAAAAUGGCCCACGACUUAGAGAUAAAAUGGACUGAAAACCUUAGACAAGAGUGUUCUAAGCUUCGUGAAGAGUUAAGGCUUCAACAUGAAGAGGAUAAAAAGUCAGCAAUGUCUCAACUUUUGCAGUUAAAAGAGCGAGAGAAAAAUGCAGCCAGAGAUUCAUGGCAGAAAAAAGUAGAAGAUCUCUUAAACCAGAGGCACUCUCUGGGUGAAGCUUUGCAUAAAUCUAUCAACAAUAUUUCCUUGCUGAAACAGAAUCUGGAGAUGCAGCUUUCCCAGUCUCAGACCUCUUUGCAGCAACUACAAGCCCAGUUUACACAAGAACGACAACGACUUACACAAGAGCUUGAAGAAUUAGAGGAACAGCAUCAACAAAGACAUAAAUCUUUACAAGAAGCACAUGUCCUUGCAUUUCAAACUAUGGAAGAAGAAAAGGAAAAGGAACAAAGAGCUCUUGAAAAUCAUUUACAACAGAAACAUUCUGCAGAGCUUCAAUCAUUAAAAGAUGCACACAGAGAGUCAAUGGAGGGCUUCCGGAUAGAAAUGGAACAGGAACUUCAGACGCUUCGGUUUGAAUUAGAAGAUGAAGGAAAGGCUAUGCUUGCUUCUUUACGCUCAGAACUAAACCAUCAACAUGCAGCUGAAAUUGAUUUGUUACGGCAUAAUCAUCAACAAGAAUUGUCAGCCGCUAAAAUGGAAUUAGAGAGAAGCAUAGAUAUCAGCAGAAGACAGAGUAAGGAGCACAUGUGUAGAAUAACAGAUCUACAAGACGAAGUAAGGCACAGAGAGCAUCACAUCUCAGACUUGGAUAAGGAAGUACAGCACCUGCAUGAAAAUAUAAAUGCCCUGACCAAAGAAUUGGAAUUUAAGGGAAAAGAAAUUCUCAGAAUAAGAAGUGAAUCCAACCAACAGAUGAGACUAGAAGAGAUGGAAGAAAAAUAUCUAAUGAGAGAAUCAAAACCAGAAGAUUUACAGAUAAUUGCAGAAUUAAAAGCCAUGCUUACAGAAAGAGAUCAGGUCAUAACGAAACUAAUGGAGGAUAAUAAAUUUUAUCAGCUGGAAUUAGUCAAUCGAGAAACUAACUUCAACAAAGUGUUUAACUCAAGUCCUACUGUUGGUGUUAUUAAUCCACUGACUAAGCAAAAGAAGAAGAACAAUAAAUCACCAACAAACAGGUUUGUGAGUGUUCCCAAUCUAAGUGCUCUGGAAUCUGGUGGAGUGGGCAAUGGACAUCCUAACCGCCUGGAUCCCAUUCCUAAUUCUCCAGUCCACGAGACUGAGUUCAACAGCAGCAAACCACUUCCACAGCCAGUGCCACCCAAAGAGCCCAAGACAUUUUUGAGUCCUCCUCAGAGUGAAGCUUCCCCGGUGGCUUCUCCAGAUCCCCAGCGCCAGGAGUGGUUUGCCCGGUACUUCACAUUCUGAAAGAAUUGUUUUGGCACAGUUCUAGGUGGACUGUUACUAAAAGCAUGACCUUAUGCAGAUCGUUAUGUGAACAGGGUUUCCUGUGUCAAACACUGUGAAAGUAUUUGUCUCUCCAAUUGAAAAUGCCCUGUAUGUCCUGUGAUAUUUAUUGGAAUCACUCUAUAAGGUACUAUAUUAUGUGUGUAAUUAUAACAGUUAUUUUUAUUUGAGAUGGGAGAGGCUUUAAUCUUUGUAAUUACUGCAUAAUAAAUUUUGUUAGAACAAACAGUGUUUCUUUUUUUCUAGUAAGUUUGUUUUAACUUUUAAAUACUUUUUAAUUCCAGGUAAGACUUGCCAGAAAAAGUUUUACUACAUAAUAAUCAUAAAAUGUCAAAUUACUUCAAUAACAAAAUCAGGAUAGGGAAGUAUAACCUGUUAAUUUGUUUCAUUUCCGUGUAUAACUGUAACUGUGUUCUCUAAGUUUACAAGGCUAGAAUGAAAACACAUGUGGAAAUUAUGGACUUUCAAGUACAUAAAAUACUGCCAACUGAUUUAUAUUGUUUUUUAAAAUUAUUCUGAUAGUUGAGGACCUAGGAUUUCUAGUACAGCAUCUAUGCUCAGUGUUACGAAGCCAGCUUGUUAGUUUUCUAAAUAGGCAAUUUGGUACUGACACAUGAACAUGGACCCAACUAACCACUAUCAUCACAUGUUAAUGAGACCUUUUCUUCCUUUAAGUUUUCAGUCCACCUUGGCAGGCUACUGUAUUGUAUCCUGUGGCCUGAAAGAGUGCAUCCAUUUCUAAGACUGCCAAAUAUAGUUGACUCAGUAAUGUAGAUUUUAGAAUAACCUGGGUGAACAUGAUCUAUGAA
This is a messenger RNA of Balaenoptera acutorostrata (minke whale), 4818 nucleotides long. It is a transcript of the gene FAM184A, whose product is annotated as family with sequence similarity 184 member A. The transcript is spliced from 18 exons. The record is from RefSeq and is a predicted model, not a curated record. NCBI's taxonomy places the organism in Eukaryota, Metazoa, Chordata, Mammalia, Artiodactyla, Balaenopteridae. The coding region runs from base 644 to 3970 and encodes 1108 amino acids.